AUGAAUACUGUACAGAAUUUUAUAUUAUUCGUUGUUUUGGUAAUUUAUUGUGGUUAUUCUAAUGGUCUGGUUUGUUAUGUAUGUCAAAAUUGUGCUGAUCCUGCUGAUUUAAAUGAAUUCACAAACAAUACAUGUCCGGGUCCUUGUAUGAAAAUUAACACUUUCAUUCCAACAAUGGGUUCUUAUAUAUAUAAAGCAUGUACAAAAACUUGCACGGAAAAAAAACUUUAUUUUGGUUUUUCAAAAUUUGAAGUUCAUUGUUGUAAUAAUACAGAUCGUUGUAAUACUGGUCAACGUUCAACAUUUUUUAAUCAUUUUACUCAACUGAUUAUGACAUUUGCUAGUGUUACUUUUUCAUUUUUACUAUUUAAUCGAUUAACAACAAUAGUCAGUAUUUAA
Rotaria sordida is the source of this 399-nucleotide messenger RNA. The record is from the annotation of a GenBank genome assembly. Lineage: Eukaryota; Metazoa; Rotifera; Eurotatoria; Philodinida; Philodinidae.